Numida meleagris (helmeted guineafowl) is the source of this 1776-nucleotide messenger RNA. RefSeq names its product nuclear receptor subfamily 1 group I member 3 (gene NR1I3). The record is from RefSeq and is a predicted model, not a curated record. The transcript is spliced from 8 exons. Gene Ontology annotation, molecular function: nuclear receptor activity; zinc ion binding; RNA polymerase II cis-regulatory region sequence-specific DNA binding. Gene Ontology annotation, biological process: cell differentiation; positive regulation of transcription by RNA polymerase II; negative regulation of transcription by RNA polymerase II. The coding region runs from base 471 to 1652 and encodes 393 amino acids. NCBI's taxonomy places the organism in Eukaryota, Metazoa, Chordata, Aves, Galliformes, Numididae.
CCAUCCUCCACCUGUGUCCCCACGUGCCACCCGUCCCCUCCUGUCCCCACGUGCCACCCGUCCCCGCCCCUCCGCAGCUCAAGUUCAAAGUUCAAACUCCACGGGGCCACAUCGGGGACGAACAGGGACCGGUGACAGCCCCACAGCGGUGGGGACGAGGGGACGCAGCCACACCGGUGACACCGGGCACCGCAGCCCAGGUACCAGAGGGCACCGCUCCUCCUCCCCGUGGGUCGGUGUGUGGGGCUGGUGCGACGUGGGGACGCGGUGGCUUUGAGGGGACAAGCAGGGGACGCCGCGUUGGGGCAGCACCAUGUGUCGCACGGCGGAAACAUCACCCUCCGUGCUGCAGGUGCUGUCCCCACCGUGGUCCCCUCGCCCCUGGUGGCACUGCCCGUGGUGAACCCAUCCCCUGGUGGCACCGUCCCUUGGUGGCACUGUCCCUGGUGGCACUGUCCCCGUCCCCAGCCAUGUCCCUGCCCAGCCUCUCGGAUCCGGACAGCCCCGGGCCGCAGCGCAGUCCCCACGUCACCGAUGUCACCGAGGACGUGGAGGAGGUGAAGGUGUGCGCUGUGUGCGGGGACCGCGCCACCGGGUACCACUUCCACGUGAUGAGCUGCGAGGGAUGCAAGGGCUUCUUCAGGCGCUCCAUCCUCAAGGGUGUGCACUUCACGUGCCCCUUCGCGCGGAGCUGCCCCAUCACCAAGGCCAAGCGCCGGCAGUGCCAGGCGUGCCGCCUGCAGAAGUGCCUCGACGUGGGGAUGAGGAAGGACAUGAUCAUGUCGGAGGAGGCCCUGGGCCGGCGCCGGGCGCUGCGGCUGCAGCGAAGAUUGGCACAGGCACAGCCCGGGGGGCUGACGGCGGAGCAGCAGGAGCUCAUCAGCAUCCUCAUCGCCGCGCACAAGCGCACCUUCGACUCCAGCUUCUCCCAGUUCCAGCACUACCAGCCCGCCGUGCGCCUCUGCAUCCCCGGCCCGUGCUCCCCGAGCCCACCCGGACUGGGCGUCCCUUCGGCGUCCCAGUCUCCGCAGUUGGAGUGUCUGGACGAGGACGUGCUGCCCGACGUCUUCUCCAUCCUGCCCCACUUCGCCGACCUCAGCACCUUCAUGAUCCAGCAGGUCAUCAAAUUCGCCAAGGAGAUCCCGGCGUUCAGGGGUCUGCCCAUCGACGACCAGAUCUCGCUGCUCAAAGGUGCCACGCUGGGGAUCUGCCAGAUCCAGUUCAACACAGUGUUCAACGAGGAGACCAACGCCUGGGAGUGCGGGCAGCACUGCUUCACCAUCAAGGACGGAGCGCUGGCCGGCUUCCAGCAGAUCUACCUGGAGCCGCUGCUCAAAUUCCACAUCAGCCUGAAGAAGCUGCGGCUGCACGAGGCUGAGUACGUCCUGCUGGUGGCCAUGCUGCUCUUCUCGCCAGACCACGCCAGCGUCACCCAACGGGAUUUCAUCGACAAACUGCAGGAGAAGGUGGCCCUCACGCUCAAGAGCUACAUCGACCACCAGCACCCCAUGCCCGAGGGCAGGUUCCUCUACGCCAAGCUGCUGCUGCUGCUGACCGAGCUGCAGACGUUGAAGAUGGAGAACACGCGGCAGAUCCUACACAUCCAGGACCUGUCCAGCAUGACGCCGCUGCUCUCCGAAAUCAUCAGCUGAAGGCCGCCGAGCCGCCGUCCCCACGCCCACGCCAGGCUCCAUCGCACUUUACAGGGCAGAGUAAAGCUCUUUUAUUUUUCCAGGCUCUGUGGGUGCGCGUGUGGGCACUUCCAGCCCCUCCCUG